CGAGAAAUACAAACAGAGUGGCGGGAUCUGCGGUUGCGUUAGAAAGUUUAUUUAUGACUGAAAUUAAACAUAUUAGUUACUACGUGUGAGGUACAGUCGGUGGAAACAUGUGUGAGAAAAGCAAAAUCGUGACUCAGUGGCUAAAAAAGGUGUUUGGGCAGCAGCCUGUCCCCGACUUUGAAGUGAACACGCGGACGAUAGAGAUUCUGCACGAGCUGGUGGAGAACAGUGAGAUGAGAUGCAGAGAGGUGGAGCUGCUCAUACAGGACCACGAGCAGAAAGCAGAAGAAUACAGCAGUGAAGCUGCCCAUCUGCAAGAGGUGCUUGUCCAGGGAGUGGGAUUUCAGCCUGGGGCAGUGUCCAAACCCACAGCAGACCUGCUGUCAGUGCUGGAGGCCACAGCUGAAGUGCUUAAAGUCAAAGACACAUCACUCGGGAGCUACUUGCCUGCAAUCAAUAAACUGACCAAUGACGUGCUGGAGGCUGAAAAAAAAGACAGGCGAUUACAGCGGGAACUUUCUACUGUCCGAAAAAAAAUGACGGCCACAGCUGUGCUACGGAAGAAACUCCAAGAUGAUUUAAUGAAGAUCACACACAUACAACAGGUGGAAGCCGCUACAGCAGAGGAGAGACUUCUCAACAUGGAUUUCAUGAAGAAUAAAUCCAGAGACCUCGCCUGCCGGAAUAAAAUUGCACAGGACAAAUUGGACUCACGGCAGAUGGAUGAUUCUCUUACACAUCAGGCCAUUCUGCAGUUGUCAGAGAAAAUUGCAGCACUGAAGGAAGAAACACUACCUUUGAAGAAGAAACUAGAGCCAUAUAGUGACCUGAGCCCUAGUCCAGCUUUGGCACGAGUGAAAAUCGAGGAAGCUAAACGAGAGCUGGCUGCCUUGGAUGCUCAGCUGGAGCAGAAAGUGGACUUCAUGAACACCUUAUCUAGAUAAACCUGAAUGUCAAAAUAAAACUGUAUAUACGUGAAUAAUGUGACCUAUUCCUGUCAUGUUUAAUAAACGCAACACCUCUCCAAACCUCA
Molecule: messenger RNA, 1033 nt
Organism: Triplophysa rosa
Lineage: Eukaryota; Metazoa; Chordata; Actinopteri; Cypriniformes; Nemacheilidae
Gene: haus1
Product: HAUS augmin-like complex, subunit 1
Exons: 9
Coding region: 108-944 (278 amino acids)
Biological process (GO): spindle assembly; centrosome cycle
Cellular component (GO): HAUS complex; cytosol
Source: RefSeq, a predicted model, not a curated record